Molecule: messenger RNA, 2049 nt
Organism: Phacochoerus africanus (Common warthog)
Lineage: Eukaryota; Metazoa; Chordata; Mammalia; Artiodactyla; Suidae
Product: protein ARMCX6-like
Exons: 4
Coding region: 515-1423 (302 amino acids)
Cellular component (GO): mitochondrion
Source: RefSeq, a predicted model, not a curated record
CGUCACGUGACCAAGAGCUGCCUAGAGCAGAAGUAUUGCUAGUCGCCUCCGUCUGGGUACCAGCCCCCUAUUACUCUGCAGGCGUGAAGGGAGAAGGAAAGUAGCUUGGGACCGUGCAGGGAAAGAAAGGUUCCACAGUCAGGGCACUCGUGUCCAGAGCGCUGCUCCGUCCACCAAGCACUCGGUCCCCUCGGUCCCCCGUCUGCCUGCAGGUUUGUAGAUCUGUUGGCCUGUAGGUCGCCCAGAAAAGUCUCGGCGAAGGAAGGAGCAAAGUGCCUUGGGACUUGCAGACUGUCCAUCAGUCACUGGAAGGAGCACUAACCACAGAAGACAGAGAAGAAGAAGGAAUUUACCUGGCUUUGGUAGAGAUUCAUCACAAGAGAGCUACAGGAGCCUGGGAUAGGCUGAAGACAUCUCCCCUCCACCACUACUCAUUCUGGCCUUAAGUACUCUCUUCAUUCAGGUGGAGCAAGGCCUUCUCCUGUCCUGCCCCCAGCCGGGGGGGGACCUAAGCAUGGGCCGGGCUCGGGAAGUGGGUUGGAUGGCAGCAGGACUGAUGAUUGGGGCUGGUGCUUGCUACUGCGUUUACAAACUAACCAUAGGAAGAGAUGACAGUGAGAAAUUGGACGAGGAAGAAGAGGAAUGGGACGAUGAGCAGGAGCUGGAUGAGAAGGAGCCCGAGAUUUGGUUUGAUUUCACAACUAUGGCUCGUCCCUGGAGUGAGGAUGGAGAUUGGACUGAACCUGGGGCCCCUGGUGGCACGGAGGACAGGCCCUCAGGUGGGGGCAAGGCCAACCGAACACACCCAAUAAAGCAGCGCCCCUUCCCCUAUGAACAUAAAAAUACUUGGAGUACUCAAAGCUUUAAAAAUUUCAAUUGUGUUCUUGGCCUCUCCGAGUGCCCUUUCAUUCAGGGAGAAAUGUUCUUGGGUCAGCCCAAGAAUGCUGUUUUUCCAUUUAGCCAGGAUCUCAGUAGUCAACUGGCCAGCCUCUCCCUUGCUGGAAACAUAAUCCCUAUUCCUGACUCUGCCAUUGAGGAGGGGAAGGCUCUCUGGGCCGCAGAUAACCUUUGGAACGCCAGUGUUGAAAAUCAGGGCCAGAUGAAGAUGUACAUCCAUGAAGUGUGUCGGGAGACUGUGUCACUCUGCUGCAACUCAUUCCUGCAGCAGGCCGGACUCCAUGUGUUAGUAAGCAUGGCAGUUAUUAAUAACAUGCUGGCCAAGUCCGUUUCAGACUCGAAGUUUCCUUUGCUAUCUGGGGGAAGUGAAUGUGCUGAGGGGCAGGUUUUGAAACCCUUGAUGGGUUUGUCUGAAAAGCCAGUCUUGGUGGGGGAGUGGCUGGGUUCCCAAAUGCUGCCCUCUUUCCUGUCCCUCUCGAUCAGGAACGCGCACAGACAGCUUCUCCCGGACACCCUGGCCUCCUAAGUGACCCUCUCCACCAGGAUGGGACUGAUCCACCCCAAACCAAAAUCCAAUCGGUGAUCGCGCACUUGUGUUCUCAUUCAGAGACUCUGCAGUGGGUGCUGUUGAAGAUCCAGCCUUCGCCGAUCACCACGUGUCUGGGUGAAAGUCACACUUGCCGAAUCCAGGACCACACUCUUGUUGGCCAGGCAGGGUUCCCACAGAGCUUGCAGGAAGCUCUUGGUCGUGCAGUCCACAGGCAGUGUGCGUUGUAAAUUGCUCCCUUGCAGCCUUCUUCCUGGGGGAAAGGGCUCAUCUCAGCUGCCAGCCGUGGUUAAAGAACAGCGUACUCUGGCCUCACAAGGGAUGGCUUGCCUGUGCUGGUCUCCCCGUCUAAGCCGGACCGGACCGGACCGUGUGGGGGAGGCCAGACGUCUAUGGGAGCUUGUGCUGAAAAUGCAUUGGUGGCUGCUGCUUAGGGUGAAUUCUUGUUCAUUUACUCUCUUCUUCCCGAGCCCAUGGGUGGUAAACUCUGCUCACCCAGAACAUUCCCCUCCCCUUGUACGUGCCCUACUGACUGAACCUCACCCACCAAGUCUGCGUUGGUAUGUAUCAUCAAUAAACGUGUGUGCUUUGAUGGGCAAAACCGA